This is a messenger RNA of Xylaria bambusicola, 1968 nucleotides long. Its product is annotated as galactose oxidase. The record is from RefSeq and is a predicted model, not a curated record. Lineage: Eukaryota; Fungi; Ascomycota; Sordariomycetes; Xylariales; Xylariaceae. The coding region runs from base 128 to 1687 and encodes 519 amino acids. Gene Ontology annotation, molecular function: protein binding. The transcript has a single exon.
CCACUGCCGUUGACCCUACCAUUCUUGCUGCUGGCAUCAAGUUAAUUAGCCUGGGCAACCUCGUGGGAGUAUUUACCGAAACGGUAAUGCAAAUAGACCUGCCAAUUCUCUGGCCGCCUCCUACGCCAUGUCCGAUUCCCGGUCACACGCCUCUUCCUCUAGUAGCCGGUCACGCACCGUGCGCUCCCAGAAGAUAGCUGAAGCCGAAUCUUCACCUCGAGGUGAGGUGUCCGAGCGAGCCCCUCCCCCGGUCCGAAGCCACACGCCAGGCCACCUCGCCUCCAAGAGCCAGAGUACAAGCAAUGGUGGUCCGUCGUCGAGCAGUAGACGCAAGGCGUCCGAAACUUCAAUACGUCAGCGCUCGCAAUCCGUUUCCUCUAAAUCUGCUUAUCCGCCCCCGUCGACGACCCCAGCUCCUAUGCCUCCCUUACGGCGCAAUGGUGAAGCCCAGAAUGACUUGCCCACCGGGUCUUCAACCGACGCCAAAGAUUCCGAAUCCCAACGUCCGUUAGUAAUGCGAUCGACAUCUGCCAUAGCCUCCAAGGCCUCCUCGUUGGGUAUUACGAGCUCAACGACACCUCGCAAACAGGGGACGUCCUCGCGACAACCGAAACCGGCUCACACGCCAUUCCCACCUCUUCAAGACCCUUCAACUGCCGCUGAUGUUCUCCCAGCGCCCUCGUCUGGCAUGUACUGGUCCCGUGCGCCUGUGUCGGGAGCACCACAUAAACCUUUGCGAGCCCAUACCACGACUCUCGUAGGCAAUAAUGUAUACGUAUUUGGAGGUUGUGAUAGUCGUACUUGCUUCAACGACCUAUACGUCUUAGAUGCCGACUCGUUUCACUGGAGUGUGCCCCACGUCACGGGCGACAUCCCUAUCCCCUUGCGAGCAAUGACAUGCACGGCUGUGGGCAAAAAACUAGUAGUCUUCGGAGGAGGCGAUGGUCCAGCCUAUUACAAUGAUGUAUAUGUCCUGGAUACCAUGAAUUUCAGGUGGCACAAGCCACGAAUCAUAGGCGACCAAAUGCCCAGCGCGCGUCGUGCGCACACCGCAUGUCUGCAUAAAAAUGGCAUAUACGUCUUCGGUGGCGGCGACGGUGUCCGCGCCCUGAACGACAUAUGGCGUCUCGACGUCUCUGACAUGAGUAAAAUGAGCUGGAGACUAGUGUUAGGCCCAGACAAGAGCUUACCCAGCGGUACAAAUGGUAGCGACGUGGGAGCCGGGGUGAAUAAACCCAAAGCCCGCGGAUACCACACUGCCAACAUGGUUGGCAGCAAGCUGAUUAUAUAUGGAGGAUCGGACGGCGGCGAAUGCUUCAACGAUGUCUGGGUAUAUGACGUGGAUGCGCAAAUCUGGAAGCCUGUGCCGAUUCCCGUCCCGUUCCGGAGGCUCUCACAUACUUCGACGCUCGUGGGCUCGUAUCUGUUCAUAAUCGGUGGUCACGACGGCUCCGAGUACUCGGAUGACGUACUCCUAUUGAAUCUCGUGACCAUGUCCUGGGAUAAGCGCAGCGUUUAUGGUCUGCCACCCACGGGUAGAGGUUACCAUGGCACGGUGCUUCACGACAGUCGAUUGCUGAUGAUCGGUGGGUUCGAUGGGGUCGAGGUGUUCAGCGAUGUCUGGAUUCUCGAGCUCGCUGUCCACGCAUAUUAUUCGCAGAUCAGCCAUUUCACCAUCGAGGUCUAAGAGGAUGCACCCAAGAUUCUUCGUUCAGCUGCCUUUCUUUCAUUGUCAGUCUUAUUUUUCCCGAGUUGUAGGACAGAUGUGUAAGAUAGGUGAAGUGGAAAAAGUAUAAAUAGUACUACGAGAUCACGAUUAAUCUGCUUGGCUUAUUUGUUUGUUAGUUUUGGUGGUUUCAUGUGUUUUGUGUUUUGUUUGUCAUACCGCGAGCAUAUAUAGCGUGGAUUGCGACCGGCGAUGGGUUGGGUUGGGUUGGUAUUCGCCGGACUUCUCCCUCAAGGUUUAAU